Molecule: messenger RNA, 1764 nt
Organism: Xenopus tropicalis (tropical clawed frog)
Lineage: Eukaryota; Metazoa; Chordata; Amphibia; Anura; Pipidae
Gene: anp32b
Product: acidic nuclear phosphoprotein 32 family member B
Exons: 7
Coding region: 359-1159 (266 amino acids)
Cellular component (GO): nucleus
Source: RefSeq, a predicted model, not a curated record
AUUUUUUUUUUUUUUUUCUCCUCUCUCCUCCAUGGUUUCUCCUCCUUGCUCUUGUGAGUAAGUUGGCGUUCGCUCUCAGCAGCUUCCACACGUUUCCUAUAUACAGAGAGGGUGCUCAGAUUGUCUCCUUCCAUUAAGGACACCUCGGGCUGCUCUUUUGCAAGCACAGGGCGCACUGUUCAACCUCCCUCCCCCUCCCCUCCAAACUUUUUUUUUUUUUUUUUUUUAAAUAAUUUCUGAGCUUGAUCAUCUGAGAAAGAAGAGCAAGUAAGGGACGCAGGAAAAGAUUGGAAACAUAUAUAUAGUCAGAUCGGCUGGGGGGCAGCACGACUAGAACAAGAAUAACAGUUCCAACAAGAUGGACAUGAAAAAACGAAUCCACCUGGAGCUGAGGAACAGGACGCCGUCUGAUGUACGAGAAUUGGUUCUGGAUAACUGCCGGGCGCAUGAAGGCAAAAUAGAGGGUCUUACAGCAGAGUUUGUGAAUCUAGAAUUCCUCAGCUUAAUAAAUGUCUUAUUGAUGUCAGUCUCAAAUCUUCCAAAGCUCCCCAAAUUAAAAAAGCUUGAGCUGAGUGACAACAGAAUCUCUGGAGGUCUGGAUGUACUAGCAGAAAAAUUAUCAAACCUCACACAUCUAAAUCUCAGUGGAAAUAAAAUAAAGGACAUUAGCACAUUGGAACCUCUGAAAAAAUUAGAGUCUUUGAAAAGCCUGGACCUAUUCAACUGUGAAGUAACAAAUUUAAAUGACUACAGAGAAAGUGUUUUCAAGCUCCUCCCACAACUGACUUAUCUGGAUGGGUAUGACAGAGAAGACAAAGAGGCCCCAGAUUCUGAUGCUGAAGCUGAUGGAGAUGGUGUAGAUGAGGAGGAAGAAGAUGAAGAGGGUGAAGAUGAGGAAGAAGAUGAAGAGGAGGAAGGUGAAGAGGAAGAAGAUGUAGAUGAGGAGGAAGAUGACGAUGAAGAUGAAGAGGAGAUAGGGGAGGAAGAAGAUGAAGAGGAUGCCAGUGGUGAGGAAGAGGAAGAAGACUUUGGACAUGAUGGAGAAGUAGAUGAAGAUGAUGAUGAGGAGGAUGAUGAAGAGGAUGAAGAAGAAGAAUCUGGCAAAGGAGAGAAAAGGAAGAGAGAAACUGAUGAUGAUGGUGAUGAAGAGGAUGACUAAGGCAGAAAACAAAAAAUAGAGAAUGAAAUGAUAAAGGACCUUAAUGGAUUAUAUGGUAUUGAUUGAACUGGCCCCACCCAUGGAUUACUGAUAAGCAGGUUUCAGUCAUAGUGAUUAAAAACAAGCCCCUGUCCUUGAAAACCCAACGAGCCAAAGAGUUGUUACUGUGACAUUCCUACCACCAAUAACCCCUACUGGAAGCUUACAACAUAAUUUCUAAUUAAGUCUGAAAAAAAGGCAAAAAAAAAAGACAGAACUUCUGGCUAAAUUUCAAACUUUGGUCAAUGCUUUUCCUAUUCUGUUGGGGUUCCUAAGGGUUUCUGAGUUAGACCUCUGAGGUUGUAUUUUUGGAGUCAUGGUUAUCAGUGGCUACCUGUUAACUAGAAGAUGGAGCAACAUUUUUACUUUCUGUACAACAACGAAAAAAAGAGGGAAAAAAAAACCUUUGUAAAUAAAAUCUUAACAUUUUGGGUCUGUUUUUCAUGCUUUGCUUUUUUUCUAACAGUUCGAUAUUUUUUUACAGUAGGAUGUUUUUUGCGACAACUGCAGAUGAUAAACUAUUUUUUAAGAACAUGAGUGAAAUAAACAUGUUACUAUUUGGUAAA